AAAGGGUGUCUCAGCCGCUCCCGGCGAUCCGGGCGAGGAUAUAAAAACUCUCUCCAAGCCGGGAGUCUCUCACUGCCUCUCCUGACUUGUUCUCUCUGCCUCUCUGAGCGCUGCCCACCACCGCCGGGCGAUGGCUUCCACCCAGCUGGCCUGUGCCACCCCCUGCGAGGCCAAGUGUCCCCAGCCCCUGGCCAGCAGCAGCAACGAGCCGUGCGUGGUGGCCUGUGGCGACUCGCGGGUCAUCAUUUACCCGCCGCCCGUCGUGGUCACCUUCCCGGGGCCCAUCCUCACCACCUACCCCCAGCAAACCGUCGUGGGAGCCUCGGAGCCAGCGGAGGUGGCCGUGACUGAGCCCCCGGCCGUGGCCCCGCUGCCCGCGGAGGUCGCCGGCAGGUUGGAGGCAGCAGGGGACGAAGUGCCAGCCCCGGUGCUGGCCCGUCCCGAGCCGCGCUGCGCCCCCAAAUAUUCCUACACCUACUCUUCCCAAUGGACUCAUCCCUGCAAUUCCUACCGCUCCGAGAAGCGCUGGACGUACUGAGCUCGGGGCCGUGCGAAGAAGCAGCAAAGGAAAUUCUAGAUAAAUUCCAGUUGUUAUUUGGGGUGGAGCUGCAGCAGCGGGCCCGGGGCUGCUCCGGCUCCUCCUGAGGAGCUGCAGGAGCUCAGCCCCCGGGAAAGGCAGGCUCGUGUGGCCAUUCCUCGUUUUUCCUUUAGUUUAGAGCUGUUCUCCCGCAGCUUUCCAGCGUAGUCAUCCGCUUUCCGUGGUGCUUUGGCUUAUCCCGGAUUUUUUACUGGCACUGAGCUUAGAGAGGUGACUUAAAAUGCUCGGAAUUGCACAGGGCGACGCUGCCAAAAGGGAAAUUCCCAGUUUUGACAGGCGGCAUCACUCGGAUGCUGGUGAUUUGCCAGAGCCUCACUGAAACCCUGGAACGAUGCUCUUUGUAUCCUGUACAGUUUUGUUCCACAAUUGUAGGAAAGCUUCUCUUUCCAAAUAAAUUUUUCUGUACCAAAAUA
Molecule: messenger RNA, 1011 nt
Organism: Corvus hawaiiensis (hawaiian crow)
Lineage: Eukaryota; Metazoa; Chordata; Aves; Passeriformes; Corvidae
Product: beta-keratin-related protein-like
Exons: 2
Coding region: 131-538 (135 amino acids)
Cellular component (GO): intermediate filament
Molecular function (GO): structural constituent of cytoskeleton
Source: RefSeq, a predicted model, not a curated record